This is a messenger RNA of Didymella exigua CBS 183.55, 1719 nucleotides long. RefSeq lists its product as uncharacterized. Gene Ontology annotation, biological process: regulation of DNA-templated transcription. The transcript has 6 exons. The record is from RefSeq and is a predicted model, not a curated record. Bases 1 to 1719 code for a protein of 572 amino acids. Gene Ontology annotation, molecular function: zinc ion binding; DNA-binding transcription factor activity, RNA polymerase II-specific. Lineage: Eukaryota; Fungi; Ascomycota; Dothideomycetes; Pleosporales; Didymellaceae.
AUGGACCAUCCAGAGAGGUGGCAAGCUAUUGCCCCAGCUUCAGAUGAGCCGGGCGAGCAGCGUUCGGCACAAGGAAGCAGGAAAAGGCGACAAGCAGUCGCGGUUGCGUGCGUGCAAUGUCGUAGCGGCAAGGCUAAAUGUGAUGGCAUACGGCCAAGAUGCACACGCUGUACAGACAACGAUCUGGCCUGUCAAUACGAUGUCCCGGAGGGCGUAUCUCGUGGUGAGCGUAUGAAACUCCUGAAGCGGGAAAGUGUGUCCAGCAGAAGUGAGGAGUUGGAACGCGUUUUGAACGUUCUGCGCUCCGGUAGCGACAUCGAAGCUUCAACUCUGCUUGCGCGACUCCGACUUGGAGAGCGCAUGGACAUGAUCGCAAAGUCUUUGCCGCCCACCAUUUCAUCGAUGCUCAUGAGUAAUCCACCAAGCUUACAGGCUCAGGAUUCCACAGGUACUUCAACCAGUGGCAUAAGCCAGGACUCGACGUACGGUGCGGCACCGAGUGACACUGUCGGAAAUCCAACAUUGCGGCAACAUUCUCGCGCAUCUUAUGCUUCAUCUUCGCAGCAUCGACCCAGUCGGACCACAGUACAAAGCUCGACCGCAACGUCUUCACGGUCGGCCGGUGAAAGAAGUCGAUCCCUUGUUCCUAGUAGUGAUAUGGUUGAUGGCCGCCAGUUUCUUUCGAUCUUGUUCGAUCGACAGGAUUAUCUCCUUGCCAUCAGCGAAAGUGAGGACGAAGGCGAAGAAGACGACAACAGAUUCGACAAGACGCUCGACCCAAGAUUACUUUUUGAGGGCGCAAAGUCGCCCACGGGAUCGCCAAUGGACAUUUCUGCCAGCCAUAUGCCAUCACCCGAGAAAGCAGAGAAAGAGAAGACCGUAAGGUCCAUACACGUCACACAUCUUCGCAGUCGUCAAUCAAUAGUCAACACAAUACGGAUCCAUCCUAACCUCAAUUUACGUAAUCUAUUCGGCAACCUACCUUUCUCGAGCGGCAUAAGGGCCAAUAACUAUCCGGAAGACGUUCAAGACGCCCAAGUGACCAAUUUGUUUCUGCCAACCUGGGCGAUGAUGACUGUCAACACAAGGCCAGAUCCGGGCUCCAUCAAGCUUGCCUUUCCAACCAUACUGCAAGAAGCCGCGGUCAUGCUGGACUCUGGCACCCCUUUGGAAUUUGUGAUCGAAACUCAUCCCAACAUCGCAGCUCUGUUUGACGAAGAAGAGUUCAACAACGCUGGUAUACUGUCAAGAUGGGCAGCUGGAAUGGUGCACAGUGUGAUGCUCAAAGGAAGCGACUUCACCUGCUUUGCAUACAUGUAUUUGUUCUGGUAUCUCAUGCGCUGGAUGAUAUCCCCGUCUCCGGAGACGUAUGAGAUGAUUCCAGAAUGGCUGCGACCGACUCCAAACCAGCUGUUCAUGCCGCAUAUCAACAUGCUCGACUACAUUCCGUGGCCUGCUUUUCGCGAGCUUGCUGUGCAGAUCCCGGCCAUGCAGGAGCGAAUGGAAUGGCUGAUGGACAUGAGCAACACGCUGAGGUGUGACUGGUCUUUCCCAAUUGGCGAACCCAUCCAUAGAGCGGAAGACACGGGUCUCCCAGAUCUCUGCCCAUCUGCAAAGAACUCCCUGCGCGACCUGUCAAACUGGUCUGUCGGGCCCUCUUUCAGGGGCUAUGUAAGUAACGCAGAUUCGUACGUCCGCAUUCGAGUGGAGGAAUUUUGA